This is a messenger RNA of Megalobrama amblycephala (Wuchang bream), 3376 nucleotides long. RefSeq lists its product as uncharacterized. NCBI's taxonomy places the organism in Eukaryota, Metazoa, Chordata, Actinopteri, Cypriniformes, Xenocyprididae. The record is from RefSeq and is a predicted model, not a curated record. The transcript is spliced from 2 exons. Bases 117 to 917 code for a protein of 266 amino acids.
CAGGUGUUCAUAUACCUCUUAGAAGCCUUCUCCACAAAUCCAUUUCUGCUGAACCAGCAUUAAUACCAGCAAACACCACACAGCAGCUGGCAUCACAUGGUGAGCAUGGCCCUGACAUGCAAUGCCAAAAAUGCAUGUCAUUUUACAACAAAUAUGUCAACCUUGAUGAGGAUAGAUUAGCCAGGUUGGAAGAUGUCACUAAAACACAAAGCGCCUCUCAUGUGUGGUAUGAUGCACGGAAAUUGCGAAUAACUGCAAGCACUGCCAAAAAGGUGCCUUUGCGUGUGUCUACCAAGCCAGACAAUUUUGUUCGAGAGCAUCUUUUCCCCAGGUUCCAUGGAAAUUCUGCUACUCAGCAUGGUCAGGAAAAUGAGGAAGUGGCCCUUGCAUGGAUUGAGAGCUCUGGGUAUGUUGUGGAAAGAAAAGGAAUGGUGGUUAGCUGUAAGGAGCCAUGGCUUUCUGCAAGUCCAGAUGGCAUUUUGAACUCAUCAGAGCUGCUAGAAAUCAAGUGUCCUUUUCUGAGCAAAAACUGCACACAUCUGGCAGAACUGUUCUCUGGCAAGCUCACUGAUUUAAAGAUGGUGGAUGGCGUUCCUAAUCUACAACCCAAAGGUUCCCGUGGGUACUACCUCCAAGUGCAACUAGGUAUGUUUUGCACUGGCUUAGAGAAUUCUAAGCUGCUUGUUUGGGCUUCAACUGAGCAAUUUCUUAUUGAUGUUCCAUUUGACUGCCAAUUUUGCUUUGAUGUAAUAUCAAAAUUGAAAUCCUUCUACUUUACCCAUAUGCUUCCAAGAAUUGUAGAUGAGUUUGACUGCGGAAGACUUGUGCUUUGUCGUAAAUAUACAGACAUGUGCAGAGGAGAGCCAUGUCAAGAUCCUGCUAUCAUAUACAACUCACUCUUUUUUGCAUCGGAGUAGCAACAACGGCAGCAUCCUUCACAUCGAUCCCAACUUUAAAAGCUAUGGGGAGGUGGUGCUCCAUAGCUUAUGAAUGCUAUGUUCGACCUGAAGUUAAGGACAUUUUAAAUCCACAGAGAAAUAUGGACUCUAAAAAAAAUGUGACUGCACUGGAUUUCCAUGUGUCAUCAUUUCAGUAUCACUCAAAACCACUCACAUAUGUGAUUUCGCAUUUUCAUGUGUUUUUCUAAUUAAAUGAAUUCAUGAGAUUAUUCCUAUGUUAUUUCAGUUCACCAAGGUACAGUUUCUCGUGUUGCAGCUUUUACAAAUUAGGUUUGCAGCAGGUUUGUCGCAAUAAGGCUUAUCCGGGCUCAGCAAGAUGCUGUUAUUCAUUGCAGAUUUGUGUUUUAGCAGCAUGCUUUCUGCCAAGGUGCACUAUACUCAAUUGGCAACAUGCUUGUUGCAAGAAUUAUACAACUUCCGGCCGGCUUGCUUAGCAUGCUAUGCGCAAUUCGCAGCCAUCCAUAUUAAUCGUGCUUGCUUAAGGCUGCUCAUUAACCAUUACCAUUUAUUACGGUUGGAGGAUGGUCUGUUUUGGGGGAAAUGUAUUGCUGCGCUCCCUGCUCUUUCCAGGCAUGGCUGCUUGAAUGUCAGUUAAGCUUGCGUCAGCUGACACUCAGCUGGUCCAUUCCAUCCAGUAUACUCUUCAGAUUAGACAGCAUCUUUUAAAUACACCUCCCAGCCAUUCAGAGCUGCUUGAUCGCCGCACUGCGCUCGUCAUACCUGCCUCCAUCCCCUACUCCUCCAAUAUUUGACUGCACCCGUUGCUCAGUAUCUUAUCUAAGUGUUGUUGUCGUUUUUGUUGUUAAUUCCUCAUGUCUGUUCAUUUCCCUUUCAGGUGAUGUUCAUGUGUUUUUCUGUGAGAUGUCUUUGUUCUAUUAUAACUGCUCUGGUUAGUGGAAAAUGUAUCGCUGCACUCCCUGCUCUUUUCAGGUAUGGCUACUUGAAUGAGCGGGGAGUUUUGCCCAGAAAAGUUCCAUACCGCCAACCUUAAAUUGCUAUUGCAUUGCUUAUCGUUUAAAUUGUUUUACUGUAAACAUUCUCUGUGAUCAUUAAUAAAUCUUUGAUGAUAGUAGUCUGACAGAAAUAUAUAUUAUGAGAAAACGAAAGUGUUUUUUGACCUUCCAUGCAUGUAAACCUGUUUUAGGAGACUCCCAAAACAAAAUUAGUGUGGCCCAGGAUAUGAAUUUGUGACGCCGGACACAGGAUGAAAAAUUUAAAUGGGGUCUUUUAUUCCAGACUGCACUUGGAACAGUGCAGCAUUAAGUAUGAACAUUUUGGAAAAUAGUGACAGAAAAAUAGAAACGUGAAUACAGCUAAUAGGAAAAAAUAAAGUUUGAUCUUCACAUCAAAAUGAGUGCACUUCUUUUCCACCACAAUCAUUAGCUAACAAAGACAACGGUAGUAGCCUUUCAUGCUGGAAAACAAAUAGACACACAGUUGUAACAUAACAGCUGUCAACAAAUCAAAGUUGUCAAACCAAAUAAAGCUACUCAAAUUACAUGAUAAGUACAUGGAAGGAAAUUAGUUGCAUUUUUGGAGUAUCCUUAAUACAUUACAAACACUAUUGCAGCAUUUAACACUCAGUUAACCUUGCAUUCGUAAAUGAGUACUAUGAGGACUUAAUAAUAAUUCAAACUUACAACUCAUCACCACUUGAGCACAUGUACACAUUAACAGGGCCAGUUGCUGACUCAAUUUCCCUCUGCAGAUGAUAAAGGGACAAAAUUCAAACUUUCCCUUAAAGCAGAACUAAGUAACUUUUUUUACCUUCAUAAAUAGUUUUCUAAGUCCUUAUGAUGGUUAAUUGACGUGUAGUGAUGUGUUUGAGGCGAGCACUAACCCCCUCUGGCACAUCUACGCCAAAAAACAGCACUUACAAGUUGAACUGCACCGACCCGACACAAUCUUUUCUCAUGUUCACGCGAGAGUGACAAAAUGCUUUAUGGUAAUUCAAAAACAAUGUAUAUAUUAUGACUUUAUAAGACAAUUUCGAAAAUUACCCACCUCCAUCAAGAUUUCUUGUACUCUAUUUGCAAAACUACUGCGCUGGUGAGCAUUGUAGUCCAGAGCUGCGCUUGGAGUAUUUACGACAGUGUGAUUCACUGAAGGAACCUGUAGGGGGAACUUCGCAAAUCUUACCGAGUUCCGCUUAAAAGGGAUAGUUCACCCAAAAAUGAAAAUUUGAUGUUUAUCUGCUUACCCCCAGGGCAUCCAAGAUGUAGAUGUCUUUGUUUCUUCAGUAGAACACAAAUGAUGAUUUUUAACUGCAACCGUUGCCAUCUGUCAGUCAAAUAAUAGGAGUAAAUGGGAACUUCUAAUAUAAGAGCAAAUAAAACUAACUUAGACAAAUCCAAAUUAAACCCUGUGGCUCGUGACGACACAUCGAUGUCCUAAGACACGAAACGAUCGGUUUGUGU